Equus quagga is the source of this 266-nucleotide messenger RNA. Its product is annotated as liver carboxylesterase-like. Gene Ontology annotation, molecular function: carboxylic ester hydrolase activity. The transcript has 2 exons. Bases 6 to 266 code for a protein of 86 amino acids. The record is from RefSeq and is a predicted model, not a curated record. Gene Ontology annotation, cellular component: endoplasmic reticulum; lipid droplet. Gene Ontology annotation, biological process: lipid catabolic process. Lineage: Eukaryota; Metazoa; Chordata; Mammalia; Perissodactyla; Equidae.
CUGAGAUGUGGCUCUUUGCUCUGGUCCUGGUCUCCCUGGACUCUUCCACAGUUUGGGGGCGCCCAUCUUCACAGCCUGUGGUGGACACCGCGCAGGGCAAGGUCCUGGGGAAGCACGUCAGCCUGGAAGGAUUUGCACAGCCCGUGGCCGUUUUCCUGGGGGUCCCUUUUGCCAAGCCCCCCCUGGGAUCCCUGAGGUUUGCUCCGCCGCAGCCUGCAGAUCCAUGGCCCUUCGUCAAGAACACCACCUCCUACCCUCCCAUGUAA